Molecule: messenger RNA, 596 nt
Organism: Apis cerana (Asiatic honeybee)
Lineage: Eukaryota; Metazoa; Arthropoda; Insecta; Hymenoptera; Apidae
Source: RefSeq, a predicted model, not a curated record
AAUAAAAUAUUACUUAUACAUAAUAUUGAAAUAUGUAUAUAAUAUUGAAUUAAAUAUUAUAAAUAAAACAAAAUAUUAUUUUGCAAAAUAAUAAUUAUUUAUGAAUACAAUAAAUUUAUUAUUUCGUUUUCAUAGAAACAAAAAAUUUAUGAAAAAUUAGAAAAAUGGAGAGAAAAUCAUAAUAAAGAAGUAAUGGAAAUGGUUGAAAAAUGCCGUGAAAUCGAACAAGCUUCUCGUAUAGCUUUCAAUAUUAUGAUUGAUGAAAAAAAACAAAAAGCUGCAGAAGUUACCAAAGAAUCUCGGCAAUUGAAAACUCAAUUGAUAAAGCAGAGAGAGAAUGAAAUUCAAAGAAAAAUCAAAUUAAUCCAAGAGAUUAGAACAAUUCAAUCUUUACGAGAAUUACCCUUCAAGGAUUUUGAUCCAACUGAAACAAAUGGCUUCGGUCUUCUUUGCGAAAUGUCUUUGAUGGAAGUUCAUAUCAUUUCUAUUCAAUUAACAAUAUAAAAUAAUGAACUAUUAAUAUUUAUAUUAAGUUGAAGUUUAUUUUAAGAGAUUUUGUAUAAAUUUUUUAUUUUUCAAUAGUUUUUUGCAUAUAU